Molecule: messenger RNA, 993 nt
Organism: Centruroides sculpturatus (bark scorpion)
Lineage: Eukaryota; Metazoa; Arthropoda; Arachnida; Scorpiones; Buthidae
Product: DNA-directed RNA polymerase II subunit RPB1-like
Exons: 2
Biological process (GO): transcription by RNA polymerase II
Molecular function (GO): DNA binding
Source: RefSeq, a predicted model, not a curated record
UCGCCCACCAGCCCCAAGUACUCUCCCACUUCUCCGUCGUACAGCCCCACCAGCCCCAGUUAUUCUCCCGGAUCGCCGCAGUACACGCCUUCGUCUCCGAAGUACAGUCCGGCUUCGCCCACUUACUCGCCGACUUCGCCGUCGUACUCGCCCAGCAGUCCGAAGUACUCACCCACCAGCCCCAAGUAUUCGCCUACCAGUCCCACGUACACGCCCUCGUCGCCCCAGUACAGUCCUUCCAGUCCGCAGUACAGUCCCUCUUCUCCCAAGUACUCUCCAACCUCCCCCACUUACUCCCCAACUUCGCCAAAGUACAGUCCUACCAGUCCGACUUACUCUCCUACCAGCCCCAAAGGGUCGAGUUACUCGCCCACCAGUCCUGGAUAUUCUCCUUCGUCGCCUACUUAUAGUCCGACCAGUCCCAAUAUGGACGACGAUAGCGACAAUCAUAAAUAUUUGUUCCAAAUUACAGGUGGUCCUGGAGUAUUUUUUGGAAGUGCGGCCACACCCGUGAGCGGAAUGUCACCUCAGAUGACUCCCUGGAACCAGGGGUCCACUCCUGCUUAUGCCAGUGCCUGGUCACCGGGACUGGGAAGCGGCAUGACUCCAGGCGCUGCCGGAUUCUCUCCUUCUGCGGCUAGUGAUGCCAGUGGUUACAGUCCGGGAUAUAGUCCUGCCUGGUCUCCGCAGCCGGGUUCACCUUCUUCCCCGGCCUCGCCCUACAUUCCUUCUCCAGCGGGACCUCUCUCUCCCAGUUAUUCACCCUCGUCGCCUGCCUACGCACCGACUUCGCCAUCGAUCACGCCACAGAGUCCCAGUUACUCUCCCACUUCGCCGUCUUACUCGCCUACCAGUCCCAGCUAUUCUCCCACUUCUCCGAACUACAGUCCUACCAGUCCAAGUUACAGUCCGACCAGUCCCAGUUACUCACCUACCAGUCCCAGCUACAGUCCGACUAGUCCCAGUUACUCACCUACCAGUCCCAGUUACAGU